Telopea speciosissima is the source of this 1753-nucleotide messenger RNA. RefSeq names its product inactive beta-amylase 9. Gene Ontology annotation, molecular function: beta-amylase activity. Lineage: Eukaryota; Viridiplantae; Streptophyta; Magnoliopsida; Proteales; Proteaceae. Gene Ontology annotation, biological process: polysaccharide catabolic process. The transcript has 3 exons. The record is from RefSeq and is a predicted model, not a curated record.
UCUGAGAAGAGGAGAAAAAAAAAAAGGGGGAAGAGAUGGAGGUUUCAGUGGUUGGAAGGUCUCAGUCGAAGAUGGGAACGACGACGGAGAUGGCGUUUCGGGAAUUAGGGUUGUUUUGUAGUUCAAACCAAGUCUUGCCUAGACAGAGGAAGGUUUCUUUCAAUCUCUUAAGGAGAUGGAGAAGUGCUGGAGUUCGACUCACAGUGAAGGCCACCCACUCGGCUGUCUCUUUGUCAGAGAAAAUCUCAGCAGAGAUCUCUACAGCCAAAUGAUCAACAACAGAGAAUGUGAAGUUAUUCGUGGGGCUUCCCUUAGAUGCUGUCUCCGACUGCAAUACAGUGAACCACGCAAGAGCCAUCACCGCCGGAUUGAAGGCCUUGAAGCUGUUGGGAGUGGAAGGCGUGGAACUCCCCAUCUGGUGGGGUGUGGUGGAGAAGGAUGCCAUGGGAAAGUACGAGUGGUCGUCUUACCUCUGUCUUGCUCAAAUGGUCCGAGACGCAGGUCUCAAGCUCCGUGUCUCCCUCUGUUUCCACGCUUCUCAACAACCAAAAAUCCCUCUCCCUAAAUGGUUAUCUCGGAUUGGUGAAGCUCAGCCCAGCAUCUUCUUCACGGAUCGCUCUGAAUGCCAGUACAAAGACUGUUUGGCACUGGCCGUUGAUGAUCUACCUGUCCUUGACCGAAAGACUCCAUUGCAAGUUUACCAGGAAUUUUCCCAGAGCUUCAAGUCUUCCUUCUCUCAUCUCCUGGGUUCCACAAUCACGGAUGUCUCAAUGAGUCUUGGGCCUGACGGCGAGCUCCGAUAUCCUUCGUACCCUUCAAUGAGAAGCAGCAAAACUAAAAUUCCAGGAAUUGGGGAAUUCCAGUGCUACGACGAACACAUGUUAAUGCAUCUUAGACAACACGCAGAGGCCACCGGAAACCCCAAAUGGGGUCUCGGAGGCCCACACGACGCACCCAGUUACGAUGAGCUACCAAACUCCAAUACCUUCUUCAAGGAGCAUGGAGGCUCAUGGGAGACUUCAUAUGGGGAUUUCUUCCUCUCCUGGUACUCCAACCAGCUCAUCUCCCACUGCGAUCGCAUCCUCUCUCUGGCCUCCACUACAUUCGCAGAUUCUCCAGUCACCGUAUCAGGUAAGGUGCCAUUGGUGCAUUCCUGGUACAAGACAAGAUCCCACCCUUCUGAGGUGACGGCGGGGUUCUAUAACACCGUCCACAGAGAUGGCUACGAUGCUGUGGUCCAGAUGUUCGCUAAAAAUUCGUGCAGAAUGGUUCUUCCUGGCAUGGAUCUCUCUGAGAAGCAACAGCCCAGUGGAUCACUGUCCAGCCCUGAGUUGUUGCUUGCACAGAUGAAGGCAGCAUGUAGGAAGCAUGGAGUUAUGGUCUCUGGGGAAAACUCAGGCGCAGGAACCCCAGAGGGUUUGGAAGAGAUUAAGAAGAAUUUGUGUGGAGAAGAAGAGGAACUGGUGGUGUUAGAUUCGUUCACGUAUCAGAGGAUGGGAGCUCAUUUCUUCUCACCCGAACACUUCCCCAAAUUUACAGAGUUCGCCAGAAGCCUCCAAGAACUGGAAUUACAUUCAGACGACCAUCCUGAUAUGGAGGAGGAGAAGGAGACCUGUGUGUCUCUGCCCUUGAGUUCGAGUUCAAGGAAGGAUCUCCAGAUGAUGCAGGUUACAUCUUAAUAAAGAAAACGAGGUUCGAGUUCGUGUACAUAAACCAAGCAUACAGUAAAUAUAAAUAUAAAUAGGCCUAGAAA